Molecule: messenger RNA, 1404 nt
Organism: Sinocyclocheilus rhinocerous
Lineage: Eukaryota; Metazoa; Chordata; Actinopteri; Cypriniformes; Cyprinidae
Product: protein NLRC3-like
Exons: 5
Coding region: 1-1404 (467 amino acids)
Source: RefSeq, a predicted model, not a curated record
AUGAAGUCAGUCUUUGAAAUGAGGAAAAGUCUGAGAGCUUCGUCUCCGGAACCCAGCUGUGCGUCUCUGAAGAGCAAUCAAUCCAUAAAUCCUCCUCCUACAUUCAGUCAUGAAUCAGUGACCUCUGACCUCAGGAGGGGGAGUCAGAGAGCAGCAUCACCAGCACCCAGCUGUGUGUCUCUGAAGAGCAAUCAAUCCAUAAAUCUUCCUCCUAUAUUCAGUGAUGCAGCAGUGACCUCUGACCCCAGAGAUGAUCAGACUGGAACCCAGGAUUCUCCUCAACCAGUGAAUGAUGAACUACAGAGAGUCAAAGACCAGCACAAAACCAGCAUGAGGAGCAAGUAUGAGAGAUUAUUUGAGGGACUGAAACUCCAGGAGAAGGAAACCCUCCUGAACAGGAUCUACACACAGCUCUACAUCAUAGAGGGAGAGAGUGAAGGAGUGAAUGAAGAACAUGAGGUUUUACAGAUGGAGAAAACACAAUUUCUUGCUUCUUUCUAUGUGUUUUACUGCUAUUUAACAGAGAACAUGGAGUCACUGCAUUUUCUUCUGUAUGAAUUCAGAUUUUACAGGUUUGAAGACUCUCUGUAUGAUUUACUAACAUCAGCAAUAGUUAAAGCUCUCAAGAGUGAAAAUGGACAGUUGGAUAUGUUCCUGCGGUUCCUGCUGGGCGUCUCACUGGAGUCCAAUCAGAGACUCUUACAGGAUCUACUGACACACACAGAGAACAGCUCAGAGAGCAUCAGGAGAACCACACAGUACAUUAAAGAGAAGAUCAAAGAUCCAAAUGGUUUCCAUAAUCUCUCAGCUGGUCAGUCCAUCAAUCUGUUCCUCUGUCUGCUGGAAGUGAAAGAUCAGACUCUGUCCAGAGAGAUUCAGGAGUUUGUGAAAUCAGACAAACACUCAGAGAAGAAACUCUCUCCUGCUCACUGCUCAACAAUCGCUUACAUGCUUCAGAUGUCAGAGGAGCCGCUGGAUGAGCUGAACCUCAAGAAAUACAACACAUCAGAUAAGGGGAGAAGAAGACUGAUACCAGCUGUGAUCAACUGCAGAAAAGCUCUUCUUGCUGGCUGUAAUCUCACUGCUCAGUGUUGUGAGAGUUUGUUAUCAGCUCUUCAAUCCUCAAACUCUGUCCUGAGAGAGCUGGAUCUGAGUAACAAUGACCUGCAGGAUUCAGGAGUGAAGCUGCUCUCUGAUGGACUGAAGAUUCCAAACUGUCAGAUGCAGAUACUGAGAGACCAAAGCCCUGGCCGAGGAUACAGAAUCUGCCCCCCUGCCUGUGACAGCAGGUCCUUCCACAGGGAAAGACACCAUGGCGUCCCUGACAGUAACGCCAUGAUGCCCAUGAACCACGUCUUUGCUGGCCAGCAAGGUGCCACCAGAAUCAGCGACAGACCCUCCUGA